Indicator indicator is the source of this 1077-nucleotide messenger RNA. RefSeq names its product 3'(2'), 5'-bisphosphate nucleotidase 2 (gene BPNT2). The record is from RefSeq and is a predicted model, not a curated record. The transcript has 5 exons. The coding region runs from base 1 to 1077 and encodes 358 amino acids. NCBI's taxonomy places the organism in Eukaryota, Metazoa, Chordata, Aves, Piciformes, Indicatoridae. Gene Ontology annotation, biological process: phosphatidylinositol phosphate biosynthetic process; skeletal system development. Gene Ontology annotation, cellular component: endomembrane system. Gene Ontology annotation, molecular function: 3'-nucleotidase activity.
AUGGCCCCCAUGGGGAUCCGUCUCUCGCCGCUCGGCAUGGCCGUGUUCUGCCUGCUGGGACUGGGCGUCCUCUACCACCUCUACUCCGGUUUCCUGGCCGGCCGCUUCGCAUUCUUCAUGCUGAGCGAGCCGGCGGCUGCUGGGCCCGAAACCUCCCGCGGAUCCGUGCCCGGCGGCGCCGUAGACCUGCGGGAGUUGCUGGCCGUGUCGGUCCUGGCCGCCGUCAGGGGCGGAGAGGAGGUGAAGCGGGUCCGCGAAGGCAAUGUCCUCAAUGCCAAGGCGAAAGGGAAGACGAGGGAAGGGGCCGAGGAACAGCUGACGAGCGGCGACCUCCUCUCCAACCGCAGGAUGUUCUACCUGCUGAAAAGCGCCUUCCCCGCCGUGCAGAUUAACUCUGAGGAGCGCGUUGACACAGCUGAACAGGAGACAGUCUCUUGGGACCACACUAUCCCUGAAGACAUAAAACAAAAAAUCCAGCCUAAAGAGGUCCCAGCAGAAAGUGUUACUGUCUGGAUUGAUCCCUUAGAUGCUACACAAGAAUACACAGAGGAUCUCCGACAGUACGUCACGACGAUGGUUUGCGUGGCUGUGAAUGGUAAACCAGUAAUAGGAGUGAUACACAAACCAUUCUCUGCAUACACAGCCUGGGCGAUGGUGGACGGUGGCGCAAACGUCAAACCUCGUUCCUCCUACAACGAGAAGACUCCAAGGAUUAUUGUGUCCCGCUCCCAUGCAGGGAAAGUUGAGCAGGUUGCACGGCAGACAUUUGGGAACAAGACUGUGAUAAUCCCAGCUGGAGGAGCAGGUUAUAAAGUAUUGGCCCUCCUUGAUGUGGCUGAAAAGAAUCAGGAAGAAGCUGAUGUGUACAUCCAUGUCACCUACAUUAAGAAGUGGGACAUAUGUGCUGGAAAUGCAGUGUUGAGAGCAUUGGGUGGCCAUAUGACCACCCUGACUGGUGAAGAAAUUAGUUACACUGGCUCAGAUGGCAACGAGGGAGGACUUAUAGCCAGUAUCAACAUGAACCAUAAAGCACUAAUUGAAAAACUUCCAGAUCUGGAAAAAACCUCACACAAAUAA